Molecule: messenger RNA, 1959 nt
Organism: Mesocricetus auratus (golden hamster)
Lineage: Eukaryota; Metazoa; Chordata; Mammalia; Rodentia; Cricetidae
Gene: Bpi
Product: bactericidal permeability increasing protein
Exons: 15
Coding region: 61-1656 (531 amino acids)
Biological process (GO): negative regulation of interleukin-8 production; negative regulation of tumor necrosis factor production; defense response to Gram-negative bacterium
Molecular function (GO): lipopolysaccharide binding
Source: RefSeq, a predicted model, not a curated record
CAUGCUCGCACAGACCUCCAGGCUCCACUGGGGCAGCCUCUGGACUGGUCCCCAACGUUGAUGGGGAACCGCAGCUGCCCUCCCCCUCCCGCCCCCACGGGUGCCUUCCUCCUUCCUCUUUCUACUACUGCCCUGCCAUUUCCCAGGCGGCUUCCUUAUAGGUCUCAGGUUCCCCUCGGAGGCUUUGAGGUCUGGGCUUCUCUGGAGGACAUGGCUUGGGGCCCUGACAACGUGCGGAAAUGGUCAACCCUGGCGCUGCUGGCCAUCAUGGGCACAGCUCUGACAGCGGCCGUCAACCCUGGCUUCGUGGCCAUAAUCUACCAGGAGGGUCUGAACUUCGCAUGCCGGGAGGCUGUGGCCGUGCUGCAGAAGGAGCUACAAACCAUCAAAGUCCCCGACUUCUCCGGAGUCUUUAAGAUAAAGCACCUGGGAAGAGGUUACUAUGACUUCUACAGUAUGGCUGUGGAUGGAUUUCAUAUUCCUAAUCCCCAGAUCAGUUCGCUGCCCACUGAUGGCCUCCAGCUGUCCAUCCAGAACGCCGACAUCAAGAUCAGCGGAAAAUGGAAAUCAAGGAAGAACUUCCUCAAAGCCAGUGGCAAGUUUGACCUGGAUGUUCAAGGUGUCUCCAUCUCCGCUGACCUGAGGCUGGGCAGGAACCCCUCAGGCCACAUCACCGUCCAGUGCUCUGCCUGCAACAGUCACAUUGACAGCGUCCAUGUCAAAAUCUCAGGCAGCAUGCUGGGGUGGCUGAUCCAGCUAUUCCACAAGAAUAUCGAGACUUCCCUGAGAAACACCAUUUAUCAGAAGAUCUGCACGAUCGUGAUCAACUCUGUGUCCACAAAGCUGCAGCCUUAUGUCCAGACUCUUCCAGUGAUAGCGAGAGUGGAUGAAAUGGUCGCGAUUGACUACAGUCUACUGACUGUGACAACCACACCUGAGCUCCUGGAGGGGCAGCUAAAGGGGGAAUUUUUCUGGCGGGGACACCGCAGCCCACUUCCUAUCAUCCCACCAGCAAUGAAUUUUUCCCCCAACAAUAACCGCAUGUUGCACCUGGUCAUCUCCGACUACUUCUUUAACACCGCAGGAUUUGCAUAUCAUGAGUCUGGAAUCUUGAAAAUAACUCUGAGGGACCAAAUGUUGCCAAAGGAUUCCAAAUUCCGACUGAACACUGAGUUCCUGGGGACCUUCCUGCCCAAGGUGGCCAUGAUGUUCCCCAGCACAGAGGUACAGCUAGUGAUCUCCACCUUCUCGCCUCCACGCCUGAGCAUACAGCCCUCAGGCCUCUUGCUCGACCUUGCCAUGAAGACCCAGGCCUUCUCGGUGCUUGCCAACUCCUCCCUGGUUCCUCUUUUUCUGCUUCACAUAAACACAAACGCCUCUUUGGAAGUGGACUUUGAAGCAAACAGACUUGUUGGAGAGAUGAAGCUAGAAAAGCUGAUGCUGGAACUGAAGCAAUCUGACUUUGGCUCCUUUAAGGUGGAGUUGAUGGAGGCUGCUAUAAACUACCUCAUGCCCAAGAUGGUGCUGCCCAGGAUCAAUGAGAGGCUGCGCAGAGGCUUCCCUCUUCCUUUGCCUGCAGGGGUCCAACUCAACAACCUCAUGUUUCAGUCCUACGAGAAUUUCCUGGUGCUUGGAGCAGAUAUCCACCGGACCUGAGAGAUCACCACAGGCCCUGGGCCUGGGAGCUCUUCAGCUGCUCCCAAGGGGGCCACUGUACGCACAGGAUAGCCUGCUCCAGGAAUCCUUUAGUCUUUGGCCCUGCCCUCCAGCCCCUGCUCACUUCCCCAAGCUCAGCUCUAGAAGUAACAGAAGCCAGUGGAAGUUGAGCUCAGGAAAAGAGGGAGGCCUGUAUGCCAGGGCUCCACGCCUCCUUCAGCGCCGCCCCUCCAGCACUGGUGUUUCUGCUGGAACUGUGACAUUCCUUUGGGCUUUGCAAAGACACCUGUUUUGUUUCCUGCA